GCAGUUGGUUACUUCUCACCGAUUCUCACAAACCAAACAGCAUUAGAUCGACUUCAGGGGAGGCCUCUCGGUUCCAGAUCCAGGUGCACGAUACAUCCUGUCUUGCUGCCUCUGAAUUGGUCAUUGUCAGAUCCCAAUAAGCCAAGAUGGUUGUUCUUGCAGCUUCUAUUGUAAGCAAGUCUGGGAAAGUGCUUGUUUCUAGGCAAUUUGUGGAUAUGACUCGUAUAAGAAUUGAGGCUCUUCUUGCUGCUUUUCCCAAGUUGGUAGGCACAGGGAAACAACAUACUUAUGUUGAGACUGAAAAUGUGCGGUAUGUUUACCAGCCAAUUGAGGCAUUGUACCUGCUAUUAGUAACUAAUAAACAGAGCAACAUUCUUGAAGACUUGGAAACUCUGAGGCUGCUUUCAAAGCUUGUUCCUGAAUAUUCUGUCUCUUUGGAUGAGGAGGGCGUUUGCAAGACAGCUUUUGAGCUCAUUUUUGCUUUUGAUGAGGUCAUCUCCCUUGGGCACAAGGAAAAUGUGACUGUUGCACAAGUUAAGCAGUACUGUGAGAUGGAGAGUCACGAAGAGAAGCUGCACAAGCUGGUAUUGCAGAGCAAGAUAAAUGAGACAAAGGAUGUGAUGAAGCGCAAAGCUAGUGAGAUAGACAAAAGCAAGAUUGAAAAGAAUAGAGGUGAGAAAGGAGGUUUUAUGUCUUUACAGUCGAUGGGUUCUGGAAGAAUUGAGAGUACCUUUAAUGAUAUGAGUAUAUCUAGCAGCGGUGGUGGUGGUUUUGGAAGUGGCUCUGGGUUUGGAUUGACCACUGAUAUCGACUCCUUCUCUACCAAGUCCAAAGGUCGUCCAUCUUCAUCUGCCACUGCUCCUCCUAAAGGCCUUGGUAUGCAGCUUAACAAAACACAAAAGGCAAACCAGUUCUUGGAAUCUUUGAAGGCUGAAGGCGAAGUGAUUCUUGAGGAUGUGCACCCCAAAGCUGGUCCAACCAGGUCAGCCGCACCACCACUAACUGACCCCAUUACAUUGAGUGCUGAAGAGAGACUUAAUGUGACGCUAAAGCGCGAUGGUGGAGUGAGCAACUUUGAUGUUCAGGGAACAUUGUCACUUCAAAUCCUUAACCAGGAAGAUGGAUUAAUCCAAGUUCAGAUCGAGACUGGGAGCAAUCCAGGCAUCCUUUUCAAAACUCAUCCUAACAUCAACAAAGAACUAUUUUCGAAUGAAAAUAUUCUAGGCCUGAAGGAUCCAAAUAGGCCAUUUCCCACUGGUCAAGGAGGUGAUGCGGCAGGUGUCGGUCUUUUGAAGUGGAGAAUGCAAAGUGUGGAUGAGUCAGAUGUGCCACUAACAAUUAACUGCUGGCCAUCUGUUUCUGGAAAUGAAACUUAUGUCAGCAUUGAAUACGAAGCUUCAUCAAUGUUUGAUCUGCGAAAUGUUGUGAUCUCUGUUCCUCUUCCAGCUCUUCGUGAGGCACCUAAUGUGAAGCAAAUUGAUGGGGAAUGGAGGUAUGACUCCAGAAAUUCUAUCUUGGAGUGGUCCAUACUUCUCAUUGACAACUCAAAUCGCAGUGGAUCAAUGGAGUUUGUUGUUCCUCCAGCAGAUUCGUCAGUUUUCUUUCCCAUUUCUGUUCGGUUUACUGCUGCAAAGACAUUCAGUGACCUAAAGGUUGUUAAUGUUUUACCGCUGAGAGGUGGCCCGCCUCCGAAGUUUUCUCAGAGAACCACUCUAAUCACGGAGAACUAUCAAGUGGUGUAACGGGUAUUCUACUUGCAGAUUAUGAACUUUGCUUAUAUUCUCAUCAUCAUUUUCUCUCACUUAAACGCAAUAGUUUCUGUUGAUGGUUCAUACUUUCGGCUCAAAUUUUGAGACAAUUUUUGUAUUUUUUUAUUCAGAACCUAGUGUGGAUCUGUUUUUUUGGUGUCUCUUAAAUGAUAUUUUUAUAUAUGGGACAGUUUCUCAUUUUUCCCA
Molecule: messenger RNA, 1955 nt
Organism: Vitis riparia (riverbank grape)
Lineage: Eukaryota; Viridiplantae; Streptophyta; Magnoliopsida; Vitales; Vitaceae
Product: coatomer subunit delta
Exons: 12
Coding region: 147-1742 (531 amino acids)
Biological process (GO): retrograde vesicle-mediated transport, Golgi to endoplasmic reticulum; endoplasmic reticulum to Golgi vesicle-mediated transport; Golgi localization
Cellular component (GO): COPI vesicle coat; cytosol
Source: RefSeq, a predicted model, not a curated record